CUUGAGCUUCUCCGAGAAAACUCCCCAUUGCCGGUCCGUCUGAACAAGAAAAAGGUGAGUGUUCAGGAAUCAGCUUAUAAAUGGUUUAUCUUUCAAGUUAAGGUUACGUGCGAAUUUGGCCCUUUUUAAGUAAGAAGUAAACGUUGUCGUUUGCAUCUCUCGGUGACUUGGCUGCACUUUUGCGCUAUCGGCGGGGAACCCGAGAUUUAGCUCUGGAACCGGCCCUGCUGACUCAACUAUAUAGUAUAGUACCUGCUGUAUGUAUGUAUUUACCCAGUUGUAAUUUCUCAAAGAUUCACUUCAUCGUUAUUGAUAUAGGUGCCAUAUCAGUCUAGGUGGCGAAUUAAGUACAUACAGCGAGCGACGAACGAUGGCAUCUCAAUUCCCGACUAAGAAGUGCGGUGUGCUCGGCGCCACGGGAUCCGUGGGACAGCGCUUUAUCUUGCUGCUUUCGCAACACCCUCACUUCGUCCUCCACGCUGUCGGCGCUUCGUCUAGGUCCGCGGGCAAGAAGUACAAAGAUGCUGUGAAAUGGAAGCAGGCUUCUCCCAUGGGCCCUGUCGGCGAGCUCGUCGUGCGCGAGUGCAAGGCGAGUGAAUUUGCGGACUGCGAUGUCGUCUUCAGUGGGCUGGACUCGGAUGUUGCUGGCGAGAUAGAAAUGGAAUUCCUCAAGGCGAAUCUCGCCGUCUUCUCCAACGCAAAGAACUACCGCCGCGACCCCCUCGUGCCCCUCGUCGUACCAACCGUCAACCUCCCCCAUCUCGACCUCAUCCCGCAUCAGCGGAAACAGCAUAAUCUCGAGAAAGGCUUCUUAGUGUGCAACUCCAACUGCGCGGUGAUCGGCCUCGUCAUCCCCUUCGCCGCGCUCCAGGCGCGCUUCGGCCCCGUCGACACCGUCAGCGUAGUCACGAUGCAAGCCGUCUCGGGCGCGGGGUACCCCGGCGUCAGCAGCAUGGACAUCAUGGACAACGUGGUGCCCUUCAUCAGCGGCGAGGAAGACAAGCUGGAGACCGAGGCGCGCAAGAUCCUCGGCUCCAUCAACGGCGAGGCCACGGCCUUCGUGGAACAGGAAGAGCUCCGCGUCUCCGCCGCGUGCAACAGGGUCCCUGUCCUCGACGGCCAUACUGCUUGCGUCUCCCUGCGGUUUAAGAAUCGGCCGGCGCCUAAGGCUGAGGAAGUCAGGGCUGCGAUGAGGGAAUACGUCAGCGAGGCGGAGAAGCUUGGGUGUCCGAGUGCGCCGAGGCCGAGUAUUAUGGUCUUCGACGAGCCUGAUCGUCCGCAGCCGAGGCUAGAUCGCGACCUCAGCCGUGGGUACACGGUUAGUGUUGGCCGUGUGAGGGAGGAUGAGAGCGGCAUUUUCGAUAUCAAGUUUGUUGCUUUGAGCCAUAAUACUGUUAUCGGAGCCGCUGGUUCCUCGAUCCUGAAUGCCGAAGCUGCUGUGCUGAAAGGCUUUAUCUAACAUUAUGUGUGUGCAUUUUAUGGCGUUGGGUACGUUGCGCUGUCUGAAUACAAUAUUGGGUUGGCGGCGUGUGAUAUUUGUGGCUGAUAGAUGGAAAACCUAGGGUCUGAAAAAAGGAGGCAUUUAGAUGGCAUAUGUACUUGGGUGGUGAGACGGAUAUAAAAAGAUGUAGAUUACUUUGUCCGAUUUCAAAACUCGGGUGCUAUUUUUUCAAUCUAUACUAGUGAGGCUUUUGUGUUUCUUCUGAGAUGAUAGCUAAUUGUUAUUAGUAAAUAUGGCCCUGUGUGAUGUACAGCGCGGAAGUUGUUAGUUGCCAUUUUGGGGUAAGAUGAUUUAAUAGUUGGGUCAGUUGUGAGACAACUUCACGCUACCAAAGUAGCUAUGAUGUUGGCAACUGACUUGUGGUGUUCAUAGGCAAAGAUGUUAUUUCUUUUUGACCUUCGCGGUUAGGAGACAGUAUUUGACCAUGUUU
This is a messenger RNA of Xylaria bambusicola, 1931 nucleotides long. Its product is annotated as aspartate-semialdehyde dehydrogenase. The record is from RefSeq and is a predicted model, not a curated record. Lineage: Eukaryota; Fungi; Ascomycota; Sordariomycetes; Xylariales; Xylariaceae. Gene Ontology annotation, biological process: L-threonine biosynthetic process. The transcript is spliced from 4 exons. Gene Ontology annotation, molecular function: protein dimerization activity; aspartate-semialdehyde dehydrogenase (NADP+) activity; NADP binding. Bases 371 to 1459 code for a protein of 362 amino acids.